Molecule: messenger RNA, 11715 nt
Organism: Bacillus rossius redtenbacheri
Lineage: Eukaryota; Metazoa; Arthropoda; Insecta; Phasmatodea; Bacillidae
Product: high-affinity choline transporter 1-like
Exons: 11
Coding region: 1977-3710 (577 amino acids)
Biological process (GO): acetylcholine biosynthetic process; transmembrane transport; choline transport
Cellular component (GO): plasma membrane
Molecular function (GO): choline:sodium symporter activity
Source: RefSeq, a predicted model, not a curated record
UUUUUGUUUUCACGCAACGGAAAUCAUAGAGAAGUGCACACAAGUGAUGUGUAUUGACAUUGACAUGUUUAAAGUAAACUACAGCCUUAGGGCCGAUAUUAUGACCUCCGGCUAAAUCCUCAGGUUAGCUAGCCUCCAGGUAAGGCUAGCCUCCGGUUAACGAACGAGGGGUGUAUUAUGACCCAUACUUAGCCUGCGGUUGGCUAACCGGAACCUGACGAAGCGUGUGGUGUAAUAAUGGGUGUGUUGGUAAUGAAAUAAAACAGAAUUUGGUAACUUUUGUUGCAAGACAGUUAUUUUUUCUGGUAGAAUGUUAGUCAGCUGUUUGUUUGUAUUGUGAUUCGGAAUGUUUACAGCUGCAGUAAAGAAAUAUGCCGCGAACUUUAUCUUGCAACAGAUAUAAUUAAAUUAACCAAAAACUACUUUGACGUCAAACCUGCUUUGUAUUAAACCAUAAAAUUACAAUUUACGAUUCAAAACCGUGUGUUUUCAACUUUACUCUUGUAUUGAAACUCAUGAUUUUGUUAGGUUAUAUAUUAAGCCAAAACUAACGAAGUAAUUCUAUACCAACAAAUAAAUAGGGGAUGACAUUUUUGCUAGAGAACACUUAUUUCUUUCAUAAAUUUAUUUCAUAAUCAAAUAAUAUAGACCCCGUUUCGGGAAAAUACUUGUCGAUUUUCAUUUCACUGGUGUAGGUUUCAUUUUUGUACUAAUAGUUUCGUAUCACGUAUCCAAAUUAAUCCGAUCCUGAUGGAAUUAGUUUGUGGUAUAGGAUGCUUGCUGUUUUAAUUUAGUAGGUCGAGAGAUCCUAGAUAUAUUCACUGGGAAAAUAAUUAUGAUUGUAAAAUGUAUGCGAAAGAAAUAUAUUUUUACAAGACCUGACAUAAUUUGUUUGCAUCGUGAUAUGUUAGGUAUUUUGUGUUGUUUACAGAAUUUUUCAACAUUCUAAAUUAAAACAGCAAGUAUAAUGUAAAACAAGACCAACAUAUAAAGGGUCAUGCCGAUAGGAUCAAGGGAUAAACUUGGAUACGGUAAACAGAAUAAUUCCAGUGCUGUUUUCUUUUUGCACUUGCGUGGCAGGUAGAUAAUAAGUACCUAAUGGUUUGUAAGAUAGGGAAGGGAUAAUUGGGUAACAUUUAUUUUCACAUUCAAUUGUAUUCAUUGAAUUAUAACCACGUCUGAAGUUGUAUGAAAUGCAUUUCAUUCCCGGCAUGUCCACUGUAUUACGAAUAAAAAUUCACAGAUACAACUUCCACGAAAACACACAUUUUAUAGGUACCUACCGGUAAUAAUAACCCUCGUUUUGCAAUUUUAAAAUUCACUUAUUUACACAUAUUCUUAAGUUUAUAUACAUAGCAUACGUUUAUGUACUUCGUGAUCAAUUAAAGUCAAAUAAUAAUACACGACUCGACGAGAAUAGAAAAGCGUGACUACACUUUCAUGCCAUGUAAUUUUUAAUAAAACUUUGACGAAUGCGAAGCAUUUUACAUUUAGUAAUAAAUUAUUCCAUGGCAUCCUGCAAAUAUUCAAUAGAAUUCCUCAAAUAGUCAUCAUCACUAACAACUAACCUCGCCUGAUACAUCGCCAUUUUAUUUUCUGUUGCUUAGCCUCCGGUUAAACAGCUAGCGGCCGGUUCAUCCACCCGCUAGGUUAGCCGGGACUUUAACUGGAAGGUAGACGUUAACAGGGAGUCAUAAAACCGAAAUAAGAGCUAGCCUGCGGUUAAAUUUUAGCCGGAACUUUAGCCGGAGGUCAUAAAACCGGCCCUUAAAGUAGUCGUCAUGCUCAUGUUCAGCAGCGUUUGUGAGUUGUGACCAUAGCUACAAGAACAAAAUAUCUGUGCCGAAUGUUGCGUCUCCAUGUUAUCCAUUCAUCUGUGGUGUUACCAAUCUAUAAUUGAAUAAUGUUUGUUUUGAUAUCUGUUCUCUCAUAUUUGAUGUAACCUAAACCAAGUAACUCAUUAUAGUUUAUAGAUCAUGGAAAGUGAUACAAAUCCAAGUUGUUCCAGCAGUGAAAGUUCAGUGAGUGCGAAAAAACGAAAAUACCUUCAGAAAUAUAAUGUUAGUUGGGAGAGCAAUCCAGCAUUUACUGGGUGGCUUUCUAUAAGUAAAAAGGGUGAGGGCUAUGCAUACUGCAAAGCAUGCAUGUGUGAUUUAUCUGUGAGUGCUGCAGGCAAAGUGGAAAUUGAAAAACACUCUAAAGGCACAUGGGUCGGGGGUGGAUACAUCAACGGCACCGCGGAGGUGAUGUUCACCUCUGGCCUGGCGUGGUGCCAGGUGCCCAUUGGCUACAGCCUGAGUCUUCUGAUUGGGAUGCUGCUGUUCGUGCGGCCGAUGAGGGACGCGCGCUACAUCACGAUGCUCGACCCGUUCCAGGCCAAGUACGGCUCUCGGGUGGGCGGCCUGCUGUACCUGCCGGCGCUGCUGGGCGACGUCUUCUGGGUGGGCGCCAUCCUCAACGCCCUGGGCUCGUCGCUGAUGGUGAUCCUGGAGCUGGACAUGAUGUCGUCGGUGAUCGUGAGCACGGUGUUCGCGGCCGCCUACACGAUGGCCGGCGGCCUCUACAGCGUCACCUACACCGACGUGCUGCAGCUCGUCUGCAUCAUCUUCGGCCUGGUGUUAUCUGUGCCGUUCGCCUACCUGCACCCCGCUGUUUCCCGGGAAGUCGUGGCCGAAACAGACUGGAUGGGCACCCUAGAAACUGCAGACGUCGGCACGUGGGUUGACAGCGGCCUGCUCCUCAUGUUCGGAGGCAUUCCUUGGCAGGGUUACUUCCAGAGGAUCCUGUCGAUAAAGAGCACGUUCAGCGCUCAGAUGCUGUCGUUGGCCGCGAUGUUCGGCUGCAUGGUGAUGGCGGUGCCCCCUGCGUUCAUCGGGGUGCUGGCUAGGGCCACAGAGUGGGACAAAGUGGACGGGUACAACAGGAAUGUGACGACCAGUGAAGGCGAGAUCAUCCUACCUCUCGUGUUGCGGUUCCUCACACCCGGUUGGGUUUCGUUCUUUGGCCUGGGCGCCAUCUCUGCGGCGGUCAUGUCGUCCGCAGACUCCAGCAUCCUCGGGUCCAGCUCCAUGUUCUCCAGGAACAUCUACAAACUGGCCGUGAGGCCCAAGGCGUCGGAGCGCGAGGUACUGUGGGUGCUGAGGAUAGCCGUGGUGUUCGUAUCCACGCUGUCUGCCGUUGUGGCGCUCACCGUGGGCUCCGUGUACUACCUGUCGUACCUGUGCUCGGACCUGGUCUACGUGAUCCUGUUCCCGCAGCUGCUGCUGGUGGUGCACUGGGCGGACGGCGUCAACACCUACGGCUGCCUCGCGUCCUACGUGGUGGGGCUGCUCGUCAGACUGCUCGGGGGCGAGAAGGGGCUCGGCGUGCCGGUGGUGCUGAGGUUCCCCUACUACGACGCCGCCACGGACACCCAGAGGUUCCCCUUCAAGACCCUGGCCAUGCUGUGCGCGCUCUGCGCCCACGUGCUGGCCAGCUGCGCGGCGCGGCUGCUGUUCGAGGGCGGCUGGCUGCCGGCCGGCCGCUGGGACGUGCUGGGAGCGUUCCCGCACCUCGGCGACGGCCCCCCCGCGGCGAAGGGCGAGGGCGAGCUGUACCGCCAGGUGUCCCCGGACACGCCCAUCGUGUCCUUGGACGAGGGCAGCGCGGGCAAGGAGGGGCUCGAGAACCCCGCGAUGGCGGACGUGUGCCACAAGGACAGCAGAUUCUGACCCGGUGCAGGCGGUUCCUCACCAAGUGCUGUGACUUACAAACAAGACUUUCAACUGUCAUUGGCAUAGUUGGAAUAAGGGCACAUGUGCAUGUGUGCGUGCCUUAAUUUGUGUAAAAAUUUUUUUUUUUUUUUAAAGAUGCAUUUUAUUUAAAUCUUUUUGCGGUGUUUAUAAACUAUGCAAGGAACGCAACAUGCAGUCAAUGCAAGAGAAUCGCUGUCAAUUAUAAAGUUGUAAGAUGUCACCUACCCUUCAACUUGAAAAUUGUACAUCAGUAGAAAAAAAAAUUCUUACCUAUGGUUUUCUUUUGAAUGUUCAUAUUUAUCAUGAACACAAAAUAAAUUGUUAAUUUCAAGCACUGCGUAAAUUUGAAACAUUAUGUAACAGUUUUCAGAACACUUCUCUUAGAGUCAUGCGAGUAUAGGAUUUUUAGGUCGAGUCGAGUUCGAGCGAGUAUUCAAGAAAUGUUUCGAGUUCGAGUUAAAUUCGAGUCGAGUAGUAAAAUCCAUAAAUAUCCACUAUUUAUAUAUAAACUGUCAUGUUUAAAGACCAGCAAAUAUCAAGGCCCUAUACAAAUCUCGGGUGUGACUAUUCUCAUUGAUGCAAAUAUUUUCAUGGUCUUUAAUAAUUUUGUUUCUUUUGAAAAUGCAGAGUAUUAUUAAAAUUUACUUGUUAACAAAAAAAAAAGUAUAAAGGAAUGUUUUAAUCACCGACACAGAGCAAAAUUUUAUUCAAAACCAUAGCAUAAGUGCAAAAGUAUUUGUCAACAUUCUUACCAGUCACCUAGCUGCAGGGUAUAUAUAUUAAGGAUUUUCACUGUUCCAGGAAAUUUUUGUAGCCAUACUAUAAAUAUCAACAACUUUUUUUUUAAGAAUAGUUAUACUGUUUAUAUUUUAAUAUACAUGUCUAAGCAUGAACAUAACUCAAUAUUAAAAAAAAAAAAAAAAAAAGACAGCAACAUUUUACUAGAGGAAUGAACAUAUUCAACAUUUUUGUAAAAGUCUUUCAUGGCGAAACACCAGCUGUUCAAUGUGCUCUGGAGAAAAGGUUUUCUCGGCAUGGAUACAGUAGAAUCUCGUUAUAAAGUACAUCAAUAAAACCUCAACUUUUAUACCUACUUAGUAAUGAAAGUACUUUAUUCUGAAAGUUACCUUUAAAACGUAGUACUUUUGAAUUUUUGAAAAUAAAGUAGUAGGGGAUCAAAUGUUACAUUAGCUUGGAAGCAAAUAUUUGUAAAACAAGAAUUUAAAAAAAAUUACUGAACUUAAUACAUUAGCCUAAAUUCUAGGCCUACAUAUACAAAAUUUAUAUCUGUCGAACACAAAAUGACAAAUGGUUUAAACUAUUUUGCAGAUAUGUACAUUUAUUGGGAUAGAAUUCCCUCGUCAUCUUCUUGGCGAAGUCUCUUGCGACCAGCAGAUAAAGAUGAAUUUCAUACAGUUUAAUAAUGUUUUCGUGAUCUUUUAUUAUUGUUGACAGUGUAGUGGGCACCAAACCAAACGACUGUGCCACAUCUUCAUUUUUCCUGCCUUUGUCAACUUCUUUUAAAAUUUCCACUUUUUCUUCAAAGUAAACUGCUUGCGUUUCUUUUUAUCUAUUUGGCCAUCCAUCCUGAUUAAAAUAUUCAAUCAACAAUAUUGUUUGCCUUGUGCCACGUCAAACGUAAACAAACCUCUCAUCCAUAGAUAACCAUAGCUCUGCACUAGUAGCGCACGUCGCGAGCAUGGCUGUGCCAGGCAAUAUUCCGACCUUCAUGAUUAAAGCGUGUCGGCUAUGUUGUGACACCAAACAGUUCAAAAAUUAACCUGCAUAAAUUAACAUUAUAUUGGAUUUUCUAUUUUGUAUAUAAGAUAAAAUAUAAUUUUUAUUUAACGUUUGUAUCUGCGGUAAUUGAAACUUUUAAUAUGUGCUCUAUAAAUUACCAAAAGAUGGCGAAGCUAAAAACAAUUGUCUUGAAGAGAGGUGAGAGAGCAAUCAAUUGUUUAGAUCGUCUCGUGCACUAAAGUGUGUGAUCCAUGGAGGACGAAUAGCGUGUUAUACUGUGUUUGUUUACGUUUUGUACUUGUUAACGAUUCUUGAAAGUGUUAAAAAUUAAUCAUAAUGUACAUUUAUAUUAAAGAACCCCUGCUCAAACACAGUAACUAUUAUGUAAAAUUUUCCUGACAACUGGAAAAGAAUGGUCGUAUUGAAAGGUAGGAUACGUUUUUAAUGUUAAAGUGAAAUAUUUUUACAUUGUUGUUUUGAGCGGGAAUUUAAAAUCAUACGGUGAACUGAAAGAUACAAUGGGUUUCUUUUAUUUACAUGCGCAAACAAGGUUAGUUAACACGUAAUUUUAAAUAUUUUUAUACUUCGGCCCAACCAAAAAAGUCUGAAAAGACUCAUUAAACUCGAACUCGACUCGUGAGUCGUGAACGGCCGUGCCGAGUCCGAGCACUAAUUAAAAACUCGACUCGAACUCGAAAUUCGAGUACUCGCAGGUCUCUACUUCUCUUCAAAUAUGGCUGUUGAAAGUUAACAAUACUUGUGUUGCGUUUAUGAACAAGGUACUUUAAAAAUUGUAUUGUCAAACAUUUUGUGUUCUUGUGUAGUUUAUGAACUAGGUUUUAAGGUUGUGUAAUGUUACUAACAAUAUCGGUAUUUUGUGAUACUGUGUUUCUUAAACUUUAACCACCUAGGGCAUUAUUUUAGUGUACGGGCCUUAUUCCAGCUAUGUCAUCAACUUGUGUACCUACUCACGUCAGUCAGUGUUCGGCGGACAGAGCAAGUCAUUGCAGGGUGAGCUGGGUCACAGAAAUUAAGAUUGGUGACACUUCAAGGAAGACUUAUAAACACGCACACAAACUGAUGCAAGCUUUGCAAAUUUCUUCCAUUUAUUUUAUAUGGUAUGUCUACAGAUACCUGGUCAAUCAAGUUCAGGACCUUUUAAUUAUACUUUCUCCCAAUUUUUAUUAUAAAUAAUUAAACAUAAUACAAAAUAGAUAUGCUUUCCACAAAAAAAUGUUUUAAAAGAAAUAUCUUUCGAAUUGAUAUGGUUUUAAUUUUUGUGUACAAUGUUCAUAAGUUAACUUCUCCACCACCAUUUAUAUAUUAAAUCAUCCUUGCCAAUGGAAAAACAUAAAAGUAUUAGUGAGAAGCUCUCGUCCGGCCGACUGACUGACUGAUUUGCUGCCUUAAGCUUUUAAGUAAGCGAACAUCUGUGAUUGUAACAUUCACACUGUAGACACAACGUGCAUUUAUGUACAGAAUAGAUGUUAUGACAAUAGAAAUGCACAGCUAUUUGGUUUCUAGAUUGAGGGCCAUGUAUACACUUGCCCUCAAAACUAGGAGCCAAGCACAGUGAGAAGUCUUUAAUCCAGCACAUUUGUAACCACGGCCGUGCUGACAUAGCGAUUUUGCCGGAUUAUCAAACGUUACUUAUAGUUCAAUUUGGAAUGUGAAAAGUAUUCUGCUAGAAAACAGUAGACACUAAGGAAAUGAAGAUCAAAAAUAAUAAUGUACUCUGAUAGGCUUCUACGAAUAACUUCUUUGCUGAGGGAAAUAUGUUUGGUAGGUGUUGGGGAAACUAGUAGAGGGGAGCGCAUCAGCGGUGAUGCCACCCCAAAAUUACGUUGGCAAACACUCGAUGGGAGUAGAAUUACAGAAUGUGAUGGACAAUAAAUUGCCAGAUUAAAGACUUUACUGUAGUUUGGGAUACAGUAAACAAAAGCUUAUGAUCUUAAAUAAACUCUAUGUUUUUAGACACAUUCAGAGGCAAGUGUUUUGAGCUUUCGUGAAUUGGACAUAUUUUAUGAUCACACAUCUAAUCUUUUUGGGCUUGAUUUUCUUGAUCAAAAUUCUGUUAUAGUUAUUUAGUAGAACUCAUUAUCAAUUUAUAAUACCUUUAUUAAUUAAAUCACAAUUUCACUUGUUUAGGAAACUUUACUUUUCUUGUAUGUUAGUAGCUUUUUCUUUUAGUCCCACUACAUUCAUAAUAAGGGGUUCGAAGAAUAAAUUUUCUAAUUACUUUAUGUAUUUUAUACUGAACGAAAAUAAUAUUUUACCAUAUUGUAGUUUCCAAACAACAUGGAAUACUUCAUUAGUGUCUUAGAGAAAUUUUUCACUAGAUUUUCUUGAAAUUGUUCUUAACUGCAUCAAAUAUUUGUCUGCAGCCUACUUUAUUUGAUUAAAUAAUGAAUUUUCUAUAGUACUAAUGCUACCAUAAUGUAUGUUGGUAGGUACAGUAGAACCUUGAUGAUACGUUCCCGUGUCAUACGCCGAUUAAUUUUGGUCCCGCCGAAAGUAAUAGGUUUACUUUCCCGGAACAUACACUUAUAAAGUAAUGAAUUUCCCGUUUCAUACGUUAUUACAAAGCGGAGAAGUCCUAAAAUUCACAAACUUUUUAUAUUCCUCCUGAAAAAAAUACGUUUUAAUGCUUUUAUUUUCAAAAACGUUCAUUGUUUACCUUUGCAAACGUAAGAAAAUAACUUUAUCGCACCAUAGAUAUGGAUAUUAUCAGAAAGACUGUGCACCUCGCUACUAGUAUCUAUGGCCAGCACCGAGCGAGACUAGUGGCGCAAACUAGCAAUGAUUAUGAAAAUGGUCAACGCGCUUUACCAAGGCACGGAUCUCAUAUUUUGUGCAUUCAUUAAUCUUUAAGAGGCCGUGUCAGUAAAUUUUUAUUUCCAAUAUUCUGGUCUAGAAGUUCUCUCUUUUAACAGUGAGAUUUAGUGGCUUAUUCAACCGAAGUAACUGUAACCGCAGCGCGUGAUAAAACUACUAUACCGCCAGAUUACUCGACGAAAAAUGUAUCUGGUUCCUCGACAAUCUGAGAGGAUGACAAUCUGACCGGCGGCUCACUAGGAAAUUGCGGUGCAGGAAUUCAGAAUCAAGAAACCUCACAUUUACAACUGUAGUAUGAGUCGUAUCUAAAAAUUUUAAUACUUUAAAUGUAUCGGAAUACAAUUAAUCUUCAAACAUGUGGUAAUUAUUCUUUAUCUGGAUGUAAUAUUCCGUGAAAAAUAAUGGUAGUUGACAUUAAAAAGUAUACGAAAUUCAUAGUGUAACGUUUUAAAAGGAUAAUAACAUAAAUUCUUAUGCUUAGAUAUUGCAUAUGCAUUACACACAAUCUAAAUACAAUCUCACUUAAGUCAGACUACCUAAUUUUUUUACAAUGCACCAUCAUACAGUUUAACAGAGGUAGGAGAGAGAACCUCUUAUCGAUGUUGUUUCAAAGAAUCUAAAUUUACAAAUAUUACUAUUUAUCUUAUUAUGAUAUGUAUCUUUAUGAAUAAGAAUUUACAAAAAAAAAUGAAUUGAUUACAUUACACUUUAACAUUACAAAAGACUAAAACACUAACAAAACUUAGUUUUAUAUAUUGUUGUAGCAUAUUAGAAGACGAAAUAACUCACUAGACUAACAUUAAGAGGGCUGUAUCACAAAUUUACUUUACAGAGGAGAAAAUAUCUUUUAAAGAUAUUUCAUUACCUCAUUGAUUACAUAAUACUGCCGUUGAUGUGAUCGUAGAUAUAAAGUAUUGAAAAAUUAGAUUUCAUUAUGUUUAUGUAAAUAUUUAGAAAACGUUAUUGCUUAUAGAUGCUCAUUAUUUAAAUAAUAAAGAAUCUUUUACUUUUAUGUACUGGACAAACAAAAUACUUAUAAGUUAAUAAGCUUAGUUGAAUAACAUCUUCAAUUUGUAUUGAAUUCAAUGUACAAAUUGAAAAUCAUGUACAAUGAAUGCAACUGAUUGAAUUCAAUAAAUAUUUGAUCUUGUGAAACGGCCAUAAUGGUGAUGUAGAUAAUUAUAGAUACUCACAUGCAUUUUGAGAGUCCUUAUAAAGCCUAUUACAAUUCUAUAAGUAUACAUUAAAAUGAUUUUAAAAUAGACAUGUGUAAUAUAAUUAAAACUUGUUUAAAUAAGAUCAUAACAAAAAAAAAUGAAAAUCCUUCAACAGUAAGUUAUGUUUUAUAAGAUUUUAACAAAACACACAUACCAUAAGAGAAUAUUAAUCAUGCCACAUAAUUCAACACAAAAUAUUCAUUCCAAUAGGCGCUACGUAAAAAUAACUUAUAUUUUUAUGCUGAUAACUUUGCAUUGUUUUAUAUAUAUCAUUAUUUCUAACUUUUAAUAUUCUCCACACAUUAACUGAAAUUAAGUAUUUUCAGAGCCUUAGCAAGUGUUGGUCUGUACCACAUACAUUUCGUACGAUAUCUCUACGUGAAACACAUACAGUUCAUUAUUUGUAAUUUUAAUUAUAUUUCCAUGAACAUAAUGAAAUUAGUAUAGGGCCUAGGUUGUUCACUGUUGAGUACUUCUGAAGUAUUUUCAUUGUGAGUUAACAUACAUACCAAAUGCCAUUCUUCCAGUAAAGUUACAAAGAAGACAACAAGAUAAUAUAUGUAUAAUAUGUAUGUAGUACCAUAUUUUAAACCCCUAUUAAAUGAAUAAUAACUCAAUCUCUUUUCUGGACUAUUAAGUAAUAGUUUUUGAUUACUGUUAUUUGUAACUUAAAUAAAAUGACAACUAACAAAUUAGUAAAAUAUAUAAUUACGUGCGAUAUAGUGACAGGUUUACUUGGACGGCAAACGAAUAUAAUAAAAUGUCUAUGACAAUGUUAACUUUACUCAUUAUUAUGGAAAGAAACAAAAUGGGCAGAUAAGCAUAUUCUACGCUGACAUUUAAAAAUGCUCAAUUCAAAAUGAACAUUUCUUCCCGAUGACAAACAAAAAAGUUGUAUGGUCGCGAAUAAUACAUUCGUAUGGCGUCACAUCAGCGGAAUAUUCCCUUGGCAUAAAUGUGUGAAGUCUGUGACACAAAAACAAAUGAACGAACAGCUUUUUUUUUAUCGGAUGUGCAAUCGGAGACCCCUGGGGUGGUUGAAGAGUGUCAGGUCGGUCGCCAGACCAGAUAGUGAAAGCUCAGGGGCUUAGGAUAGAAAAGGCCUAUCUCCAAAUUAUUAAGUAUAAAUGUUGUCAUGAAAUAGUUAAAGACUUGAUUACAACCAGGUUUUUAAACCCAUCAUGAUCAUGAAGACACUGAUCGGAAGGUGAUGUACAAUACAUUUCAAUGGCCUUUUCAGUUUUUGCUAAAUAAUUAUAAAUAUAAGCAAAAUUCCACUGUAUCUGGACAAAUCAAAAUAUUGAUUAUAUUUUUUUCAUCACAGAAAUAAUAUAUGAUAUAACUAAAUUUGAAAAAAGCGGUUAUGUUAAAUGUAUUGUAUACUUUCAGUAGGCAAAAUUUCUGGCCCCUACCUCUUAUAGACUUUGAGAAAAACUGCCUUUUAAAAUAACAUUGAUAUAGAUAGGAGCGCAAAUUUGUGACACGGCCUCUUAACUGAAUAUAGCCGUUUGUUAUUGUUUUCUUACGAUCGGAUUUUUUUUUUUGUAUUGUACGUUUCUUAGGUUAACAUUUUAUUGAAAAUUGUUCUGUUGCAUAAAGUUGUUUGUAAAAUGAAACACACAAGCAAAAAUUUCUGAUUUUCUUUUUACAAUAGCCUAAUUUUGGCUUGGUGACCUUUCCCCCCUUCCAAGAAAGGACUGCUUUACUUGGUUAUGGUCUGUAUUUUACAUUUGUGGUGGUAUAUGUAAUGAUGAAUUCAUAUCUUUCAUUAAUAUAAUGCAAUUAUUUACACAUUAUGUACUUAAGUUUAAUCAGACAUUGUGCUGGUAUGCUAGAUUGAAAAAAAAAUGUUAUUAUUGCCAUUCCCUUUUCAUACACUUUCCCGCAUCAUACACCAUUUUUGUGCCCUCCAUUGAAAAGUGUAUGAUAGGGGUUCUACUGUAUAUAGUACAGGACUGCUACUUGCAGUUUGAGUUUAAACAGUAAUUUAGUGUGUACUGUGAUUUUAGAGAUAAAACCAGUUUUAAUUGGACAAUAAUUAUUGUGGUAUUCAUAAAACUGUAGCUUGUUUUUGUUCAACAGAGCAUUGUAAUAUGUAGGAUGUUACAUUAAAUGUCUGAGCAUCUCAUCAAACAAUGCCUUGGAAAUGUUAUAAUGCACAAUAAUAAAUGCUGUUUUUUCAUAAUCUG